This is a messenger RNA of Astyanax mexicanus (Mexican tetra), 2099 nucleotides long. It is a transcript of the gene grxcr1a, whose product is annotated as glutaredoxin and cysteine rich domain containing 1 a. Bases 1074 to 1967 code for a protein of 297 amino acids. Gene Ontology annotation, biological process: sensory perception of sound. The transcript has 4 exons. The record is from RefSeq and is a predicted model, not a curated record. NCBI's taxonomy places the organism in Eukaryota, Metazoa, Chordata, Actinopteri, Characiformes, Acestrorhamphidae.
CAACCCUUUUUCAAUCAUGGGGCCACCAUACCUGAACUAUAUGAUUUUAAAAAAAGUGCAAUUCCCAUUUAAAAAAAACCCAUUCCUGUUCCUUCCCUGCGCAAUUCCUGAAAAAACUGCUCAACCUAACUGGCUUUUGUACAGUUUUUUUUGGUGUAUCACAUAACCAGAGAGCCAAUUCAUCACCUGUGACAAAAAAACAGGGUGUUGGUAUUAAGUGGCCUAGUAUUGGUCUGCUGGGCAGAGUUAGUCAGUCAGCAGCUGCCCUGCCUCUCCUUCUCCACUGCACAGGUAGGCACGUGGAGGGAGAGACCAGCCAAUGGGAGGACAGCUCACUUCCUCCAUAUGUCACUCAUUUGUCUGUGUGCAGCAGGUGUGUAGGUGUGGGCCCGGCCCGGUCUAAUCUCACUAAGUGCUGCGUGUACUCUAUAUAAAGGGCUGCACUGAGGCUGCGAUGCACAAAACAAAAGAACUACUAACACAAAACUAAGAUGAUUUCAUAUCAUGUAAACAUUUAAACCGAGCUCGAUAAAAAGUCUACACAUGUCUCAUAAUUCAUCUGAUCCAAAUCAAUGCACCUCUCAAACCAUUCAGAACACCCAGUCUGAAUGCAGCCUUAAUAGACUGUAACUGAUCUAUCAGCCUAGAUCUGUUCCCUGUUUUUAACUAAGAAGUUCCGCUUUAAUGAUGGUAGAUGGAUGAUUUCAAGCUGAGAGAGAUUUCAAAGUGAGAGAAUGGAUGGAUCUAUAGAUCUGUUUCAACACAACUAAGAAAGAAAUAAAAAGCUUAAAGUAUGAUCAAUAUUUAAAGAGCACUAUCAGUUUCCUCACGGUUGGCUUUCUCAGUAACCAUAGCAGAGCUGCAUGCAUUAUUAACAUGUUAAAGGUAACACUGGCAUUGAGGCUGCUGGAGUCUAGCUCAGAGUGAAGCCUUUUCUGGAGCACACACUCUUAACUGGAAUACUCUGCUGGUAAACAUGGAGAAAUAAAGGGAAUCCCUGUCUGCUUCCACACAAAACCGGAGGAUUAGAGGCCAACAUUCUUUGGGAAAUGUGAACUAUCUGGAGAUUUCCAAUGGAGGGCACUCUGCCAUCGGAGGGCUUUGAGAAGCCCCAGAAGCGGGUGAGGUUCCGGGUGGCAUCUGGGAACAGCGGGCGGGUGCUGAAGGAGAUGUUUAAGGAUGAGGGUCCAACAGACUCUCUGGACUCAGACUGCACCAGCAGCUCUGAGGCUGACCGAUCCAGCACACCUUCCACCAGUUCGGAACUAAACGGACACCCGGGGGGCUACCUGGGCUCAGAGCUGGACGACAGUGAGAGCGAGCCUGAUGACCUGCUGCUGUUUGCUGGAGGAAAAGACAAGGACAGAGUUUUCAGUACCAAACGGGUCAAUAUCCUCAGCAAGAACGGGACAGUGCGAGGAGUCAAGCACAAAGUCAGCGCGGGCCAAAUACUGUUCGACAACCUGACUAAAGUCAGCGGGCCUGAGCUGACUCUGGAGUUUGGGCGGAUUGUGAUCUACACCACCAGUUUUCGUGUGGUCAGGACGACGUUUGAGCGAUGUGAGCUGGUGCGCAAGAUCUUCCAGAACCACAGGGUGAAGUUCAUGGAGAAGAACAUUGCUCUGGACAGUGAUUAUGGAAAGGAGCUGGAGGCACGAUGCAAGAGGGUCGGAGAACCCCCCUCCUUGCCUGUGGUCUUCAUCGAUGGACACUAUCUGGGGGGUGCAGAAAAAAUACUGGGUAUGAAUGAAUCUGGCGAACUGCAGGAUCUCCUAAUCAAAAUUGAGAGGGUACAGCACCCCCACGCAUGCCAGACGUGUGGAGGCUUUGCCUUUGUGCCCUGCUCUAUGUGCCAUGGCAGUAAGAUGUCUGUCUUCAGAAACUGCUUCACAGACUCGUUCAAAGCUCUCAAGUGCACGGCAUGCAACGAGAACGGCCUUCAGCCAUGUCCCAGUUGCUCUCAGUAAGGUCCUCUUCAAGUGCCCCUCAUUCAUGCCUCGCCCUCCCACCUUCUUGGCCAUGAAAGCGACAGCAGCAGAUAGAGAGAUGACUUGUUUUUUUUCUCCUGUGGGGAUUGUGAAUAAAUUUUGUUUAUUAAG